AUGGAUUUCUUUGCGACGGGCGCAUUUCAACAGCUCUACAGCGAGCUGGAGGAGCCAGCAAUAGUCGGCGGCGACUGCUUUGACCAGGAUCUGCGGCACAGCAACAGCAGCAUCAGUGAAGAUCAGGAGUUAUUGUUUGACUUUGGCGCUACGGACACGGACUCAACUCUAGCAGAUGGUGCUGCGUCGGCUCCUCCAGAGCUGAGUGAUUGGGAGCAGCGGCUGCUAGAUCAUUUUGUGGAAAUACCUGAGCUUAUUGACAUACUGCCCGAGCGCACACCUCUCUGCACGGACAUGUGCGAUGACUUUCUGCAGGAGAGCAAUAACAAUCUGCGCCUGGCCGUGCCCAGCUCUCCAGGCUACUCCGCUUCGGCAGCAGCGCCGCCGAUUGCGUCAGCAUCAGCGCCCAUGCAGCUCAGCCAGAAUGCUGCAGGCGAGAAGGGCUACUUGUGCACAUUUGGCAGCUGUGAGAAGCUUUAUGCCAAGCCCGCCCACCUUAAAGCCCAUUUGCGCCGGCACAUGGGCGAGAAGCCGUACGCCUGCAAUUGGCCGGACUGCAGCUGGCGCUUCUCGCGCUCCGACGAGCUCGCCCGCCACCGUCGCUCCCACUCGGGCAUCAAGCCCUACAAGUGCGACUAUUGCGCAAAGUGCUUUGCUCGCUCUGAUCAUCUCACAAAGCACCGCAAGGUACACGAGCGGCGCCUGCUGGCCGCGACUCGCUCCGGCAAGCUGCUGCCCAACGGCCCCCUGCCCCAGAGCGUAUAUUCCGUGCGUCCGGGUCGCAAGCGCAAGAAUCAGCUGUGA
This is a messenger RNA of Drosophila novamexicana, 804 nucleotides long. RefSeq names its product Krueppel-like factor 9 (gene Klf15). The transcript is spliced from 2 exons. The record is from RefSeq and is a predicted model, not a curated record. Gene Ontology annotation, molecular function: RNA polymerase II cis-regulatory region sequence-specific DNA binding; DNA-binding transcription factor activity, RNA polymerase II-specific. NCBI's taxonomy places the organism in Eukaryota, Metazoa, Arthropoda, Insecta, Diptera, Drosophilidae. Gene Ontology annotation, biological process: regulation of transcription by RNA polymerase II. The coding region runs from base 1 to 804 and encodes 267 amino acids.